Molecule: messenger RNA, 3330 nt
Organism: Medicago truncatula (barrel medic)
Lineage: Eukaryota; Viridiplantae; Streptophyta; Magnoliopsida; Fabales; Fabaceae
Product: coatomer subunit beta'-2
Exons: 24
Coding region: 176-2971 (931 amino acids)
Biological process (GO): intracellular protein transport; retrograde vesicle-mediated transport, Golgi to endoplasmic reticulum; endoplasmic reticulum to Golgi vesicle-mediated transport
Cellular component (GO): COPI vesicle coat
Molecular function (GO): structural molecule activity; protein binding
Source: RefSeq, a predicted model, not a curated record
ACUGUCCCUUCUCAAUGGCAUUAUCGUAAACCAACACCUUAACUGCAAAUCAUCACACACACUCUCUUUCUUCCCCAUCGAUCUCAACAUUUUCACUAUUCUCUGAAACCUCUCUUUAGGUUUCUUCAAAUCCACUUUUCUAAACCAAAACCUAACCACUUUCCAAUCUUCAGAAAUGCCUCUCAGACUCGAAAUCAAGCGAAAGCUUGCGCAAAGAUCAGAAAGAGUGAAGUCUGUGGAUCUACAUCCAACAGAACCAUGGAUUCUAGCAAGUUUAUACUCCGGGACUGUCUGUAUCUGGAACUACCAAUCUCAGACCAUGGCUAAGUCUUUUGAGGUUACUGAGUUACCUGUUAGGUCAGCCAAGUUUAUUGCACGCAAACAGUGGGUUGUUGCAGGAGCAGAUGAUAUGUUUAUUCGUGUAUAUAAUUACAACACAAUGGAUAAAGUUAAAGUAUUUGAGGCACACUCAGAUUACAUUAGGUGUGUGGCUGUUCAUCCCACCCUUCCCUAUGUGCUAUCGUCGUCGGAUGAUAUGCUCAUAAAGCUUUGGGAUUGGGAAAAAGGCUGGAUCUGUACCCAGAUAUUUGAGGGACAUUCUCAUUAUGUCAUGCAAGUGACAUUCAACCCUAAAGAUACAAAUACCUUUGCCAGUGCAUCUCUUGAUCGGACCAUAAAGAUUUGGAAUCUUGGUUCUCCUGACCCAAAUUUUACAUUGGAUGCACAUCAAAAAGGAGUGAACUGCGUUGAUUAUUUUACAGGUGGUGACAAACCUUAUCUAAUUACUGGUUCUGAUGAUCACACGGCCAAGGUAUGGGAUUAUCAGACCAAAAGUUGUGUCCAGACUCUAGAUGGUCACACUCACAAUGUAUCUGCUGUAUGCUUUCAUCCUGAACUUCCUAUUAUCAUUACUGGCUCUGAGGAUGGUACAGUCCGCAUUUGGCAUUCAACAACUUAUAGGCUUGAGAACACAUUGAACUAUGGUCUUGAAAGAGUUUGGGCUAUUGGGUACAUGAAGGGUUCACGUCGAGUUGUGAUUGGCUAUGAUGAAGGAACUAUAAUGGUCAAACUUGGUCGAGAAGAACCUGUAGCUAGCAUGGACAACAGCGGGAAGAUCAUCUGGGCUAAGCAUAAUGAGAUUCAAACUGUCAAUAUAAGGAGUGUAGGAGCAGAUGCGGAGAUUGCUGAUGGAGAAAGGUUACCAUUGGCUAUUAAGGAGUUGGGCACCUGUGAUCUCUAUCCACAAAGUUUAAGGCACAAUCCAAAUGGAAGGUUUGUUGUUGUUUGUGGGGAUGGUGAGUAUAUUAUAUAUACUGCCUUGGCAUGGAGAAAUAGGUCAUUUGGUUCAGCACUGGAAAUUGUUUGGUCUUCGGAUGGAGAGUAUGCUGUGAGGGAAACUACUUCAAAAAUUAAAAUUUUCAGCAAAACUUUCCAGGAAAAGAAGAGUAUCCGACCGACCUUUUCAGCAGAACGAAUAUUUGGUGGCACUGUAUUGGCGAUGUGCUCAAAUGAUUUCAUCUGCUUUUAUGAUUGGGCUGAAUGCAGAUUGAUUAGGCGCAUUGAUGUCAAUGUGAAAAACCUCUACUGGGCUGAUAGCGGUGAUCUAGUGGCGAUUGCUAGUGAUGCAUCAUUCUACAUUCUAAAGUACAACCGUGAUGUUGUUUCAUCAUACUUAGAUAGUGGGAGAUCUGUGGAUGAGCAAGGUGUUGAAGAUGCCUUCGAGCUCCUGCAUGAAAUGAGCGAACGUGUCAGGACAGGAAUCUGGGUUGGGGACUGUUUUAUCUACACCAAUUCUUCUUGGAGGCUCAAUUACUGUGUUGGUGGUGAGGUAACAACAAUGUUUCACUUGGACCGUCCAAUGUACUUGUUGGGAUAUCUUGCCAGCCAAAGUAGGGUUUAUUUGAUUGACAAAGAAUUCAAUGUUGUGGGCUACACACUGCUUUUAAGCUUGAUUGAGUACAAGACUCUUGUGAUGCGUGGUGAUUUGGAAAGGGCUAAUGAAAUUCUGCCAUCAAUUCCAAAAGAGCAUCAUAACAGUGUGGCUCAUUUCCUCGAAUCACGAGGCAUGAUAGAGGAUGCUCUUGAAGUAGCUACUGAUCCUGAGUACAGAUUUGAUCUAGCCAUACAGCUUGGAAGGUUAGAGGUUGCAAAGGAUAUUGCUGUAGAAGUGAAGAGCGAGUCCAAAUGGAAGCAGUUGGGAGAAUUAGCCAUGUCUACUGGAAAUUUUGAAAUGGCGGAGGAGUGUUUAAAACAUGCAAUGGAUUUGAGUGGAUUGUUACUUCUAUAUUCUUCUAUAGGAGAUGCGGAAGGAAUAUCAAAACUGGCAACUCUUGCUAAAGAGCAAGGGAAGAACAAUGUUGCUUACCUUUGCUUAUUUAUGUUGGGUAAACUUGAAGACUGCCUUCAAUUGUUAGUAGAAAGCAAUCGGAUUCCAGAGGCUGCCUUGAUGGCUCGAUCAUAUCUUCCAAGCAAGGUCUCAGAGAUAGUGGCAAUAUGGAGAAAAGAUCUCAGCAAGGUUAAUCCAAAAGCUGCUGAAUCUUUGGCUGAUCCUGAGGAGUAUCCUAAUUUGUUUGAUGAUUGGCAAGUUGCACUUGCUGUUGAAUCCAAAGCUGCAGAAACAAGGGGUGUUUACCAUCCUGCAGAGGAGUAUAUUAACCAUGCUGGUAAAUCACAUGUCACCCUUGUUGAUGCUUUCAGAAAUAUGCAGAUUGAAGAAGGGGAUCAGCCUCUUGAGAAUGGGGACUCUAAUCACGAGUUGACCGAACAUAAUGGAGAAGAGGAUUAUACAGAGGGGCACGAAGAACAAAAUGGAGAAGAGGAUUACACUGAGGAGCAGGAAGAACAAAAUGGAGAGGAAGGAAGCCAAGAUGAUGCAGUUGUAGUUGAUGCUGAUUCUUCUGACGGUACAGUUCUCAUUAAUGGUAACGAGGCUGAUGAAGAGUUGAGUACUAAUAAAGAAGGAUCAGUGUAAAAGCAUUUGGUUGGCACAGCGUGAAAAUCCAAAUUUUGUCUCUGGUGAUUGAUUGUUUCUGAUGUGCCUUUGCUAACUCCCAUUUUGACUGCUAGUUAUUUUAAUGCAACUAUUACCCCCGGAGUCCUACCAAUUAUAGUUUUAUCGUGUAUCAUAAUAUUUUACCACAACUAGGCUGUAUAUUCGGGAAUUAGAUAUGAUAUUGUAAAAUUAGGUCCAUUGUCAGUGGUACUAAAUCUCCCAACUUUUUUGAGCUAUUCUUUUUUCAUAAUUUUGUGCGGCUAUUGGUUUUGGGUUUUUGUAACAUUAGUGUUUUGAACAAUCAUGCGGAUAUAAUUAUGCCAAAUAUUUCCUGCAAA